AUGGGUUCUUAUUUCUUCUUUUUUCCUAUGAUAUUGCUGUUGGCAGCAACUUGUUAUGGCCAAGGAUUUCAAAAAUCGAGAGCAAGCUAUUACGGUAGCCCCGAAGGCCUAGGAACUGCAAACUGUGUGUUACCCUUGUGUAAAAUAUGUGUUACACUUUUUGUAACACAAUUUUAUGUCUAUUCCGCUGCAUGUUUUCAUCACUGUGGUGAUUAUCAACGUUGUCGUUGGGGCUGCCUAUUUCCACCACCACCAUUACAACCAUUGACAACAAUCUACAAUGUCACCAUCAAAUUUGCACUUCCAGCCAUCUCACAAUCACCACCCUCGGUCACCACUAGAUCAAUACUAUCUCAACUUGCCACCAGAUUUGUAAAGUGCAAAAUCCCAACAUACUGCAGCGAGGAGGGAGCAAAGGUCGUGGUAACGGAUCGUGGUGCGGGAGGCAGAACAGACUUCAUAAUGAGCAAACGUGGCUACGAAAAAAUGGCUCGACCCGAUAUGGCUCCACAACUAUUUGCUUAUGGUGUAGUUGACAUUGAAUACAGGAGAGUUCCAUGUAGUUAUAAUCGCAACCUUGAGCUAAGAAUCCAUGAGAAUAGCAAUUACCCUUCCUACUUGGCCCUGGCCCCUAUAUACAAAGAUGGAAUGUCUGAUAUCACUGGUAUAGACAUCGGACUGGAGGAUAGCGAGGAAUGGAGUCCAAUGCGUAGGGCGUAUGGAACGGUAUUCGACAUUUCAAAUCCACCCAUCGGAUCUCUUCACGUUAGAAUUAACUAUGCCAUCCCGUAUGAAGUUAAUUUGGUACAAUUAACCCGUGCCAUUCCUACGGAUUGGAAGGCUGGAGUUGCAUAUGACACCGCAUCUCAACUUAAUUAAGCUCCAAACUACCCGUUCCACCUACUUUUUACCUAUAUAUAUGUAUAGUAUAAAAAAAGGUUGAACCCCAACCUUGAGGGCCCUCACUGCCCCGUCCCUAGAGCUUUGUGAGAU
Messenger RNA from Olea europaea var. sylvestris, 993 nucleotides. RefSeq names its product expansin-like B1. Lineage: Eukaryota; Viridiplantae; Streptophyta; Magnoliopsida; Lamiales; Oleaceae. Bases 1 to 879 code for a protein of 292 amino acids. The transcript is spliced from 4 exons. The record is from RefSeq and is a predicted model, not a curated record.